GACAGCAAUGAUGACACUGAAGAUGUCUCACUGUUUGACGCAGAAGAGGAGACAACCAAUAGACCAAGAAAAUCUAAAAUCAGACACCCAGUGGCAUCCUUCUUCCAUCUGUUCUUUCGAGUCAGUGCGGUUGUAGUCUAUCUCCUCUGUGAGCUUCUCAGCAGCAGCUUCAUUGCCUGUAUGGUGACGAUUAUCUUGUUGCUGUCAUGUGACUUUUGGGCAGUGAAGAAUGUCACUGGUAGACUAAUGGUUGGCCUACGUUGGUGGAAUCAUAUUGAUGAGGAUGGGAAGAGCCACUGGGUGUUUGAGUCCAGAAAGUCAACUCCUCAAGACAACAAGACUGUUUCUGAGGCUGAGUCAAGAAUCUUUUGGUUAGGACUCAUUGCCUGUCCAAUCCUGUGGGUGAUCUUUGCCUUUAGUGCGCUCUUCUCCUUCAGAGUGAAGUGGCUGGCUGUGGUGAUCAUGGGUGUGGUGCUGCAAGGUGCCAACCUGUAUGGGUAUAUUCGGUGUAAAGUGGGCAGUAAGAAGAACUUAACCAGCAUGGCUACCUCAUAUCUCGGAAAGCAGUUCCUAAAACAAAAAAGCGUAAUUUAAAAGAAGGAGACCUUGUUGCAUCUUAAACCAAAUGGGGUUAGAAAGUGUGGUGUUCCUGGAGACAGUCAGAGUUUGCUGGUGGUGUAUGUGUGUGCAGAUAGUCCUGUGACAGCAACAUGUCCCAAGUUCGUGUGUCCUCCACCUGAUGGAUCUUUUUGAUCCAUAAAAUGUAGGAAGAGGCCUUCAGUCUGUUUUGUCUGUUUGCAGAGUACAUUGUUCUCAGAGGUAAGUUUUGAUUCAAUGUAAGGGUGAACAUGUUAGUUUAUCUAUGACUUAGAAACAGUUAUUAAUUUUAAUGUGUUCUUUAUGGUAAAGACUUAUACAAGCAAGUAAAAGCUAAAUUAGGACAGUUGUUAACUGAUUUCUAAAAUUUUGUUUUUACUUGGUAAUAAGUCAUUUAUUUCAGGUCCAUUUGACAUAUGUGGAUAUUUGCAGCUAUGUGGGGUCACCCAGGGGCUGCUGCUGUGUUUCUUUUAAGUCACUCUGGAAAUUGUCUAAAAUCUCUUAGUGCUCAUUGGGUUAAUGAAAUAAUUACCUUUUAAUAAGAAUAUUAUUCUUAUGUAAUAAUGGGAGUAAUUGUUUAAAUACUUGGCAUAAUAAAUGCCUAUGAAACAUUCUAAGAUCUAUUUUUUUCUUGUUAUAAUGGGGGUAUUAUAAAUCAUACAUUUGUAUUAAGGAUAUUUCCUAAGAAAAGCAAUAUACUUCAGACUAAACCAAAUGUAAACUAUUGUAGGCAGCUGAAUUCUUUUGUAGCUACUGUAAAUUUUGUUGGAAUCUUUAGAUUAUGUUGUGAAUACAUUUGUCCAUUUUUGACAUUUUUAAAUGUCUUAUUUAUUGAAUAAGGGUCUUUAUUAGAGUGUAGCUUGGCAGUGUAUAACUUUAUAUUUAUAUAAAACUGCAGUUUAC
Cricetulus griseus (Chinese hamster) is the source of this 1500-nucleotide messenger RNA. It is a transcript of the gene Tvp23b, whose product is annotated as trans-golgi network vesicle protein 23 homolog B. Gene Ontology annotation, cellular component: Golgi membrane. Gene Ontology annotation, biological process: vesicle-mediated transport; protein secretion. The record is from RefSeq and is marked validated. Lineage: Eukaryota; Metazoa; Chordata; Mammalia; Rodentia; Cricetidae.